This is a messenger RNA of Colias croceus (clouded yellow), 1568 nucleotides long. RefSeq lists its product as uncharacterized. Lineage: Eukaryota; Metazoa; Arthropoda; Insecta; Lepidoptera; Pieridae. Bases 3 to 1478 code for a protein of 491 amino acids. The transcript is spliced from 13 exons. The record is from RefSeq and is a predicted model, not a curated record.
CAAUGUUAGUUACUUUUGUGAUUUUGUUUGGUUUAAAUUAUUUCACUGUUUAUUGCGGUUAUCCACCGUCCGGGGAUGAAGUUAUACCCGGUAGUGUGUUGCUGCCAGCAACCCGUCGUGGGAGAUACCUCGCUAACAUCGUGAGGAGACAGGCCGUGGAUGGAACGGGUAUAAAGUUCAACAAAGAUGCCGAUAGAAUAAAUGCAGAAUCUAAGAAAAAAGUAGACGUUCUUUCUGAAGAACUAUUGCCGUAUAUAAUUGCGGAACAAGAGCGUAGAACUACGUUGUAUAAACGGAUAAUGACGGCAAUACAAAACGGAGAGAAAGGUGUUACCAUCGCAGAAAUUAGGAAUAAACCACCACUUAUUAUUAGGAAGGGUCUACUAUACCGCUGUCCAUCGAACCGCGCGCCAAAAGAACCAGACGGUUCCGGCAUUCUGAUGUGCGAAGACGACAUAGAACCAAGCCAAGUGAUGUACGACUCGUGUUUGAGCGCAGAGGAUAAAGAGCUUUAUGUCGCUGAAACUAAGUACUUCUUUUGCAAUCGGCACAAGAUAGAAGGGCCCGAUUUACCCCGCAACGGGUCCACGGUUAUCGGCUGUGCUCCCAUCGAAAGAACGUCACUCAACUACACCAGUCAGAAAUGUGCCUUAGAAGACACGGAUGAUGUCGUGGUUCAUUAUAGAUAUUAUCCGGAUAGAACGUACAAAUUCGUCACAGAACUGGAUCCAGACAGAGAAGUGUGUGACCAUUGGAAUCCGUGUCAAAUAGGCUACAUUUACAGCCUACCAUCUCCCGACCAGGCGUUGCUUGCUAGUGAACUGUGGCAUAAUUAUGAGGACAGUCUUGAAGAAUUCGUAUCUCCUCUAUCGCUGGAAUAUUCCACGAGCCCACGUAAAGUUCCGAUUCCGGACGGGUUCCAAUUGGUAGGCGUUAAGAGGAAACGGCCCCAUAAUAGUCAGUUGGAAAACCUCGAUGACAUAUCCAGCACGUCAUACACGACCCAGUACUCGCCAGACAAGAAGUCUGUCACAAUAACCAUAACGUUCUCACCCUGGUCGAAAUCCAGAGAUUAUGCGGAAUAUUACGCACAUUUCGUACAGAAUAGUACUAGGCGGAGUGGCAAGGAGAAAUAUAUUAAAUUGGUUGUUUUAUUGGGAAGCAUGACAACUAUAUCCUACCGAUCCAUAGAGUUACUACAAGGACAGAGAGCUAACACCACGGCAAUUUCCUUCAAAUGUAACCGAUGUAGAUUGCUAAAUGUAAUAAUAAGGGCUUCAGACGGGAAUAUAUAUAACUUAGAUAGUUCUAGGUAUAGAAUGAGGGAGUAUAGGGAUAAGGAAGGAAAAUUAAAGCAGAGUCUAGAAAUAGAAGUGGAGGGGAUGAAACCACAAGACUUUGGCGAUUACUUCGCUGUGAUACAAAAUGGCGAAGGGCUUGAGGAAAGAGUCAAAGUUUUAAGUGUUUUGAGUAAGUAACAUGAUAAUCAAGAAACUACUUAUAUUGGAAACUCUUGUUUAAUAGAAAAAGAUUGGAAACAACUCUGUAUAUUUACUGAAUAAUAAUAA